Zootoca vivipara (common lizard) is the source of this 10841-nucleotide messenger RNA. The record is from RefSeq and is a predicted model, not a curated record. Lineage: Eukaryota; Metazoa; Chordata; Lepidosauria; Squamata; Lacertidae.
AGCCCUGCUGAGCCCAGGCGCCCCUGACACCCCCAGUGCAGGGUUUCCCGCCGGGAUAGAAGCCAGGCAGCGAAAGUCUGCGGCCCGUCCCUCGCUUCUAGUGGCUUCCUUCCCUUCUUGUAGCCACGGGAUUCAGUGGCCCACGCUCCCGAGGAAGAGGACGGGGAUCGCAGCCUUUCAUAGCCCAACCCUGCGUGCCCGUUUGCUCGUGUGCGACUUUGGUCUAGUGACACUUGGGUGUGAGGGUUGCCUCUCGGUCCCGGUCGUGUUUAUUAUUGCAGGCAAGACUCCCUGUUCUCUCUGGUCCUGUUCGUGGCCGUUUGAGAGUAAAGUCCAUUGGGUAACGGGGCAGAUCAACAAGUAAGCAAGGGAUCGCUUUUGUCACCGCUGAGGGGGGUAAGCGACUGACUGGCAUUGCAAGUUAAAGGAAAACUGAGCCUGGUGUCUCUUAAAUCGGGCUGCCUGCGAGAGGCCCUGGGUUCCUACUUGCGGAUAGGUGGAUAUUUGGAAAAAGACGUCAUGACUUGCUACUUUACCCCAUCUCCAUUCAGCUCCCAUUGACUAAGUCAAAGUAGAUGGCCUUGAGCCAAUUAAUGCAUUUUAAUAGUACUGCCCCUACCAUAGGUGCUAUACAGUAUUAGGUUCUAAUCUACUGCAUCUCCAAGCAGUUUUUCCCCACCCCACUGAUUUUGGCAGUGGUUGUAAAAGAAAAAAGUAGAUACAGCACACCAGUCAGCAGAGAGCUCAACAUCACUUCCUCCCUGUGCACCACAUCAGUUAUUUGAUAAGUGGAGAAAUAGUCCCUUUCCACACAAAUUGCUGCUUGUCAGUUAGUUCAUCCACAUGGAUCAGCUGAGAAGGUGGGGAAUUGGUUUUGUAUCCUUGUGUGUGUAGAGGUGUGCAAGAGUUUGGGUGUCCACUUCCACUUUUGACCACACCCACUGCUGACAUGCAGCCCCAGAGUGAAUGUGGCCCUCAGGCCAAUGAAGGCUGGUUACCUUUGGUAUAUUUGUUACUCAGGCUACGUAAAGCGUGUGCUCAAUACUCCUGAUUAUAUAAUCUGGGGAGGCUCAGAGGUACAGUAGUGGCAGAACACACACUUUACAUGCCCCAUGGCAUUUCUAGUUAAAUGGAUCGGGCAAAGAUCUUUACCAGAGACACUGGCAAGAACCUCCCAGUUUGAGUAGACGACACUGGGUUAGUUGUAAAAAAGUAACCUGGUAUAAGGCAGCUGCCUAUAUUAAGAAUAUGUAAGGUGCUGUGGUCUAAACCACUGAAUCUAGGGCUUGCUGAUCAGAAGGUUGGCGGUUCAAAUCCCUGUGGUGGGGUGAGCUUCCGUUGUUCGGUCCCAGCUCCUGCCCACCUAGCAAUUCGAAAGCACGUCAAAGUGCAAGUAGAUAAAUAGUUACCGCUCCAGCGGGAAGGUACACGGUGUCUCCGUGUGUUGCUCUGGUUCGCCAAAAGCGGCUUAGUCAUGCUGGCCACAUGACCCAAAAGCUGUCUGUGGACAAACGCCGGCUCCCUCGGCCUAUAAAGCGAGAUGAGUGCGCAACCCCAGAGAUGAGAGUCGUCCACGACUGGACCUAACGGUCAGGGGCCCCUUUCCCUGUUAAAGCUCGUAUUAUACCUAUUUGCUUUUUAAUUGUAGUCUUUUCUGAUAAGCUGGUCACACUCGCUGCAGAAUCUUGCAUUUUAAUGUAUAUUUUACAUUUUGAGUAAACUGCUGUAUACAAAUUAUGUUAAAUAGGAAUAAAAUAAAUAGUCUUUUGGUUCCAUUGUUUAUAGUAAGAUGAAAACAAUGCAGACAUAGUGGGUGAAAGAUUACAAAUAAGUAGCUUUUGAGCGUUUUGCAGACAUGAGUGUUAUUUUGGAAGAGAAGCCAUUAUAAAUAUUAGUAAAAAAGGUAUGUGCUGCUUUAAUCUUUUGAUUUGUUGUUGAAGUUGUUUUGGUUUCCAGCUUAUUCUACCAUAAAUAGAGACUCAAAUGGUUGUGUAAUGAAGUUCCAUUAAAUUUUUCUGAGGAUAGGAAAAGCAUUCUCUCCAUACUUGACACCUAAAGUAAAGCAAGUGGUACUUCUGUUUCCAUCCAGAGAGCUUUUGGACCAAAUAAGACUUGACAAAUGAAGGUGGAACAAAAGGACUUGAUAACAGCAUCAUGUUCACAUGUAAUCCAUCUAACUAAAAUCUGUUCUGUGUAAGUUUUGCAAAGGCUGGAAAAAUCUUAGUUUACCUGUUGGAGAUGAAUUUAAUGUCUCAUCAUAUGGAUCACUGAAUGGGUAAUAAAUGGCCCUUCCUCGCCUAACAGGAGCCCUGCGCUCCUUUUCAAAUGUCACUAAACAAGAUGAUUACAGUGAAGAAUCUGCUGACUUAACGAAUAAAAGAACCAAAUUGCAAGAAGAGCAACUGAAGUCUGGUCUUACCUGGAAGAAAAUAGUUAGCUUUGUUGAUGAAAAUUCAGCCAAGGAAAACAAACAAUCCAUACUUGAAGAUUUAAAGACAAUACUACAAGCUUCCAAACAAAUAGUGGGAUCUGAGAAUGGUCAGGAAGCCAUUGAAAGUGGUGCUGUUUUCCUUUUUAAAACAUUUCACACAAAGGAAUGUGUUGGUCAUGAGGAAACAAAAGCCAUCAAACAGAUGUUUGGGCCCUUUCCCUCAUCCUCUGCGACGGAAGCCCACGAAGCCACCUAUCGGAUUGCUUCCCAUUUCACAGAAGAUCAGCUAGCUGGCCUUCUGCAGAUGACAGAAGACAAAAACGAUGACAGGAAAUUGUGUUUUGGUAAAAACAUCGCGUUUUCCUUUGACAUGUAUGAUUUGGAUCACUUUGAAGAACUGCCAGUAAACGGUGAAAUUGAUGAACAGAAAGGUAUUAGCUUGGAUUUUAAUAAAUUUCUAAAUAACCAUUUGGAACGUUUCCCAAAUGGCUAUGAUGAAAGCUCUGGCAUGAAGUCAUCGGACAAAGUGGAUGAUUCUUUUCUGUGGUGUGAGGUUGGAAAGUACCUGAGUGAAUCACUAAAAGAAACCCCUGGAGUCCCAACAACAGAGGAUCUUUGCUGCACUUUGUAUGAGAUGCUAGCUUCGCAUAAAAGUGGUGAUGAGCUUCAGAAUGAGUUGUUUGAGCUGCUAGGACCUGAGGGAUUUGAACUCAUAGAGAAACUCCUCCAGAACAGAUCACCAAUUGUGGAGAGAUCUUUCUCGGGACCAAAUGACUAUAAACUGCAAUCUCUGCAAGAACAGUGCAGGAAGCUUGCUGGAGAAAACACUAAGCCCAACUAUGGCUGUCAAGUAACAAUUCAGUCUGAACAAGAGAAGCAGUUAAUGAAACUAUAUCGUCGUGAAGAAAAGCGGAAUGCCCGGCGAGAAAAACGAACUGGGGAGGAUGGAGACGUUUUUGUCGAUGGAGGAAUGUGCUUUGAUCCCAAAGAGCUCCGCAGUCAAAGAGAACAAGCGCUUUUGAAUGCCCGCACAGUGCCAGUGCUAGGCAGACAGCGAGACACAGAAUUUGAAAAAAUUCAUUACCCUCACGUUUACGACUCUCAAGCUGAAGCUAGGAGAACCUCAGCAUUUAUUGGAGGAUCGAAGAUGCUUCUGCCAGAAGGUAUUGAGAGAGAAAAUAACAAAAUGUAUGAAGAAGUAAAGAUCCCUCACACUGAACCAAUGCCUAUUGGUUUGGAGGAAAAACCAGUUUACAUUAACGAUUUGGAUGAGAUUGGGCAACUUGCUUUCAAGGGCAUGAAAAGGUUAAAUCGAAUCCAGUCCAUAGUUUUUGAAACUGCCUACAAUACAAAUGAAAACAUGCUAAUCUGUGCGCCCACUGGAGCUGGAAAGACUAACAUUGCCAUGUUAACAGUUUUGCAUGAAAUCCGUCAGCAUGUUCAGCAAGGAGUCAUCAAAAAGGACGAGUUUAAGAUUGUUUAUGUUGCUCCUAUGAAGGCAUUGGCAGCUGAGAUGACAAAUUACUUCAGUAAGCGGCUGGAGCCACUAGGCAUCACAGUGAAAGAGCUGACUGGUGAUAUGCAGUUGUCGAAAAGUGAGAUUCUACGAACCCAGAUGCUUGUGACCACUCCAGAGAAAUGGGAUGUUGUGACAAGGAAGAGUGUUGGAGAUGUAGCCCUCUCCCAACUUGUGAAGCUCCUUAUUCUUGAUGAAGUGCACCUUCUACAUGAAGAUAGAGGACCUGUGCUGGAAAGUUUAGUGGCACGCACCUUACGUCAGGUUGAAUCUACCCAAAGCAUGAUUAGGAUCUUGGGCCUUUCAGCCACUUUACCUAAUUACCUUGAUGUUGCUACAUUUCUGCAUGUUAAUCCCUAUAUUGGACUGUUUUAUUUUGAUGGUCGUUUUCGGCCUGUUCCACUUGGACAGACAUUUCUUGGUAUCAAGACAACUAACAAGGUGCAGCAGCUGAAUAAUAUGGAUGAAGUUUGUUAUGAAAAUGUCUUGAAGCAAGUAACAGCUGGACAUCAGGUGAUGGUGUUUGUUCAUGCUCGGAAUGCUACUGUCAGAACUGCAAUGGCUCUUCGUGAGAAAGCUAAAAAUAAUGGUCACAUUUGCUACUUUUUACCAACCCAAGGUCCUGACUAUGGGCAACUAGAAAAACAAGUUCAAAGAUCCAGAAACAAGCAAAUGCGUGAAAUGUUUCCUGAUGGAUUCAGUAUUCAUCAUGCAGGAAUGCUGCGGCAAGACAGAAGUUUGGUGGAAAACUUGUUUUCUCGUGGAUAUAUAAAAGUCUUGGUUUGUACAGCUACAUUAGCUUGGGGUGUCAAUCUUCCUGCUCAUGCUGUCAUUAUUAAGGGAACACAGAUCUAUGCUGCAAAAAGAGGCUCCUUUGUUGACCUCGGAAUUUUAGAUGUCAUGCAGAUAUUUGGUCGAGCUGGACGACCUCAGUUUGACAAAUUUGGAGAAGGCGUCAUUAUUACAACACAUGACAAACUCAGCCAUUACCUGACCCUGCUUACUCAGCAGAAUCCAAUCGAGAGCCAAUUUCUUGAAAGUCUGGCAGACAACUUGAAUGCAGAGAUUGCUCUCGGAACAGUGACAAAUGUCGAGGAAGCAGUAAAGUGGAUAAGUUACACUUACCUUUAUGUACGGAUGAGAGCAAACCCAUUAGUAUAUGGCAUCAGUCACAAGGCUUAUCAGAUGGAUCCAGGCUUAGAGAAGCACAGAGAGCAGCUAGUGAUUGAAGUUGGCCGAAAGUUGGACAAAGCUCGGAUGAUUCGUUUUGAAGAGAGAACUGGAUUUUUUUCUUCUACAGAUCUAGGCAGAAUUGCCAGCCACUACUACAUUAAAUAUAAUACAAUUGAGACUUUCAAUGAACUGUUUGAUGCUCAUAAAACAGAAGGUGACAUUCUUGCUAUAGUGUCUAAAGCAGAGGAAUUUGAACAGAUCAAGGUGAGAGAAGAAGAAAUAGAAGAGCUCGAAGCCUUGCUGGGUGAUUUCUGUGAACUUCCAGCUCCUGGUGGUGUAGAGAACAGUUACGGGAAAAUAAAUAUCCUUCUGCAAACAUACGUUAGCCGAGGAGAGAUGGACAGCUUUUCCCUUAUUUCUGAUUCUGCUUAUGUUGCACAGAAUGCAGCACGUAUUGUCCGAGCUCUUUUUGAAGUGGCUCUUCGAAAACGCUGGCCUGCAAUGACAUACCGGCUACUAAACCUUAGCAAAGUAAUUGACAAGCGAUUGUGGGGUUGGGUCAGCCCUCUGCGACAAUUCUCAGUCCUGCCACCGUCAGUCCUUUCCAAAUUGGAGCAAAAGAAUCUCACUAUUGAUAAGUUGAAAGACAUGAGGAAAGAUGAAAUCGGUCAUAUGCUUCAUCAUGUGAAUAUUGGCUUAAAGGUCAAACAGUGCGUCCAUCAAAUCCCCUCCAUUACAAUGGAAGCCACCAUCCAGCCAAUUACACGCACUGUGCUGAGAGUUAGGUUGAACAUCACUUCGGAUUUCAAAUGGAGCGAUCAGGUACAUGGAACAGGUGGAGAGCCCUGGUGGAUUUGGGUGGAAGACCCUACCAAUGAUCAUAUUUACCAUUCAGAAUAUUUUAUUAUUCAAAAAAAGCAGGUCAUUGCAAAAGAGGCUCAGCUGUUGGUAUUCACAAUUCCCAUUUUUGAACCACUUCCAUCCCAAUACUAUAUCCGGGCUGUAUCUGAUAGAUGGUUAGGAGCUGAGGCUGUCUGUAUCAUCAAUUUUCAGCAUCUGAUUUUGCCAGAAAGACAUCCACCUCAUACAGAAUUACUGGAUCUCCAGCCUUUACCUAUCACAGCUUUGGGACGUCCUGAGUAUGAAGCCCUGUACAAAUUCACUCAUUUCAACCCAAUUCAGACGCAGAUAUUCCAUACACUUUAUCACACAGAUUGUAAUGUUCUUCUUGGAGCUCCCACUGGCUCUGGGAAGACAGUUGCAGCAGAACUGGCUAUCUUCAGAAUUUUCAACAACUAUCCGACAUCCAAGGCAGUGUAUAUUGCUCCCCUGAAAGCGCUGGUGCGAGAGAGAAUUGAAGACUGGAAAAUUAGAAUUGAAGAAAAGCUUGGUAAAAAGGUUGUGGAGUUGACAGGGGAUGUGACUCCUGAUAUGAGGUCAAUUGCCCAAGCUGACCUCAUUGUUACUACACCAGAGAAGUGGGAUGGGGUCAGCAGAAGCUGGCAGAACAGAAGCUAUGUUCAAAAAGUUUCCAUUCUCAUCAUAGAUGAGAUCCAUCUGCUAGGGGAUGAGAGAGGCCCUGUGCUGGAAGUUAUUGUGUCUCGUACUAACUUCAUCUCAUCUCACACAGAAAAGCCUGUCAGAGUUGUUGGUUUGUCGACUGCAUUAGCUAAUGCCAGGGAUCUUGCCGAUUGGCUAAAUAUCAAUCAGAUGGGGCUAUUCAACUUCAGGCCCUCAGUGCGCCCAGUUCCAUUGGAAGUACACAUUCAGGGCUUCCCAGGCCAGCAUUAUUGUCCUCGUAUGGCUAGCAUGAACAAGCCAGCAUUUCAGGCUAUCAGGAGUCAUUCUCCAGCGAAGCCAGUUCUUAUAUUUGUAUCAUCCAGACGUCAGACUAGACUUACUGCUUUGGAGUUGAUUGCUUUUUUGGCAACUGAGGAUGAUCCAAAACAGUGGCUGAAUAUGGAUGAAAGAGAGAUGAGUGUCAUCAUAGGAACAAUCAGGGAGUCCAAUCUCAAACUGACCCUUGCUUUUGGAAUAGGCAUCCAUCAUGCUGGCCUGCAUGAACGAGACAGAAAAACUGUUGAAGAGUUAUUUGUGAAUUGCAAAAUCCAAGUCCUUAUUGCUACUAGCACAUUAGCCUGGGGUGUCAAUUUUCCAGCACAUUUAGUGAUUGUUAAAGGGACAGAAUUUUAUGAUGGAAAAACAAGGCGUUAUGUUGAUUACCCAAUUACAGAUGUUCUUCAGAUGAUGGGACGUGCUGGGAGGCCUCAGUUUGAUGAUCAAGGAAAAGCAGUCAUUCUGGUUCAUGACAUCAAGAAAGACUUCUACAAAAAAUUUCUUUAUGAACCUUUCCCAGUAGAAUCAAGUUUACUGGAAGUUCUGUCUGAUCACUUAAAUGCUGAAAUUGCAGCUGGAACUAUAACUUCAAAGCAAGAUGCAAUGGAUUAUAUCACCUGGACUUACUUUUUCCGUCGCCUUAUCAUGAAUCCAAGUUACUAUAACUUAGAUGCCGUCAGCCAUGACAACAUGAACAAGUUCCUUUCAAACCUUGUGGAGAAAUCACUCGUUGAUCUGGAAUACUCCUACUGCAUUAAAUUGGGGGAGGACGACCACAGCAUUGAACCUCUGACUCAUGGCCGCAUUGCGUCAUAUUAUUAUUUGAAGCACCCAACCGUCAGGAUGUUCAAGGAUCGUUUGAAACCCGAAUCUAGUGUUGAAGAUCUGCUCUCAGUUCUGACAGAUGCUGAAGAGUAUGCAGACCUUCCAGUACGACAUAAUGAAGAUCAAAUGAACAGUGAACUGGCCAAACAUGUCCCCGUUGAAGUCAAUACGCAUUCUUUUGACAGUUCACACACAAAAACCCAUCUUCUGAUGCAAGCCCAUUUUGAACACGCUCUGUUACCGUGCCCGGAUUAUGUCACUGAUACCAAGACGGUGUUAGACCAGUCAAUUAGAAUAUGUCAGGCAAUGCUGGAUAUUGCAGCAAACGAAGGUUGGUUGGUGACUGCUCUAAACAUAACCAGUUUGGUACAGAUGCUGAUUCAGGGGCGAUGGAUCCAUGACUCCUCUUUGCUUACUUUACCUAACGUUGAAUACCAACAUCUUCACCUCUUCAGGAACUGGAACCAAGGGAAAAGGAAAGGUGGUUACCAAGGGCCUAUUGAAUGUCUUCCUGAACUGAUUGCUGCAUGUGAUGGGAAAGAGUCUGUUUUUGCUUCCAUUGUAGACCGCGAUUUCCAUGCCACACACAUUACACAGGCUUGGCAUUUCUUGUCCCACUUGCCUGUUAUAGAAGUUAAUAUGACUAUUAAAGGUGGCUCGGACGAAGCAGUUCAAGAACAGAAUGAACUACCUGUCCCAAUGCUGGCAACAAACAUGCGGGAUAACAAAAAGUGGAUCAAGUUGCAUGCGGACCAAGAAUAUGUCCUCCAGAUAAAAUUGAGGAGAUUGCAUAUGGGUUACACCAAGGGCAGGCAAGACAGCAAAGCCAUUGCGCCACGGUUCCCCAAGACUAAAGACGAAGGGUGGUUCUUGAUCCUCGGAGAAGUGGACAAAAAGGAACUUGUUGCUUUGAAAAGAGUUGGAUAUGUCAGAAAUCAGAGUGCGGUUUCAGUUGCUUUUUACACCCCAGAAACUCCUGGAAAGUAUAUCUACACUUUGUAUCUUAUGAGUGACAGCUACCUCGGAAUGGACCAACAGUAUGACAUUUAUCUGAAUACCCUACCAACCAAUACAUCAGCACAGGUCAACACAGAGAUCUCUGGUGCCUUAAAUGACCUGGCUCUGAACUAACAUGGCCUUUGUACUCACCUGUGCACAUGUUCAUUCUAGGAAAGGGAAAUUGUGUUUGCCAAAGUGCAAUCAGCAUCCAACUUCGACACCUAGGAAAUUGAAAGUGACUACUGUAUUGAUUCUGAUAACACAGAGUUAGCCACAGUGGCCUUUUACCCAAUAAAAGGGUUGCAUUUUUUAAAAUAAAUCAUUUUCUAGGUUUCUUGCAAAGCGACUCUGUUUUCCUAUUAAUGUAUAUUGCCACUGUUGGUUUUGGCAGGUCAGGAUAUGAAAGGAGCAGAUCCUUUGAUUUGCAAAAACUUAACCUUUUCAUUAGUGUUCCUGAAAUCAUCAUUGCAGCCACUUUCUGUGAUCCAAACACACCAUUUAUGUGUUAGUAAGCUGGAGAUUCCAAACUAGCUCUCAAAGAGGCAAGAAAGUUCCAACUGCAUGGAUGGUUUGUGCAUGAAUGAAGUAUUUCAAUCACAGCCACUCUGUGUACAUGGUUCUUUCCCCCCUUUAAUUUAUGAGACAUGGCGAUGGGGGAACGUUGCUGAGGUACAUUGCAAGGUUUUGUACUGAAGACAAUGCCUGUGGCACAUUUUGUCAUCUCAGAAUUUUCUGUGUAAAAUGUAUAGGAAAUAGUAAUAAAGUUCAGCACUUAAGCACAUCAUACGUUUGAAAAGUCAUUGUACACGGGCCUUUUUAAAGGACUUGAAAAUUGACUGUACAUUCAAUAGGCUGUGCCAUUUGAGGUUACAUACAAAAGAGUUCAAGCUGAAAUUAGGAAUGUAAAGUACCGUAUAUUCUGGCCUAUAAGACGACUUUUGAACCCAGGAAAAUCUUUUCAGAAGUUGGGGGGUCGUCUUAUACGCCGGGUAUAAGAUUCUGCGGUCACCGCAUAUGGUGGGGGGAGCUCCAAAACGGCCCGCAAGCGCAUCCCCGCCAUAUGCAGCGACCGUGUAAGCGGCUGCCGCUUUCUUUCCGUGCAGGAAGAGGGGAUACGUGGGGCUUUCCUCCCUGCAGGAAAGAAAGCAACAGCCGCUUACUCGCAUGUAAGCAGCAGCCUCCGCUUUCUUUCCAUGCAGGAAGAGGGAACGCACAGGGCUUUCCUCCUUGCAGGGAAAUAAAGCAGCAGCCGCUUACUCGCAUGUAAGCAGCAGCCGCUUUUUUUCCGUGCAGCAGAGGGGACGCACGAAGCUUUCCUCCCUCCUCCCUCCUCCCUGCAGGGAAAGAAAGCGUCACCUAAUUACGCGUGUGUAAGCAACUGCCGCUUUCUUUUCCUGCAGGAAGAGGGGAAAGAAAAGCACAGAAAGAAAACAUGCACGGCAGCCUCUUUCUUUCUCUCCCCCCCCCUCACCUCGGUGCCUGGAACAACAGAGUGCCAGUGGAGCAGGCUCCCUCCCCUUCUCCCUCUCCCCACCUCUCCUCCCCUCCCUCCGAAUGAAAUCUACGGUAGUUCAAGUAGUUCUUAGCAUGCCUGCAAGUAAGUGCAUUUAAACACCUGUGCAUUUAAGCACUGAUGUCUCUCUUUUGGCUUCAUUUACUGGUGUUUAAAAAGCGGGGAAAGGAAGAGAUACAGAAAAUUUUUAAUUGGUGUGCGUUGGAAUUUUGGGAUAUACUCAUUAAGGUAAGUAUAUCCCAAACUCUAUAUUUUGACUGGAAAAGUAGGGGGUCGUCUUAUACGCCUAGUCGCCUUAUACACCGGAAUAUACGGUAGCAAUGCAUGUUUAAUGUCUGUAGAGUGACUGGUACUGCAGUGGUUUAUACUGGUAAGUUUAUUGGGGGUCUAAAAAAUUCCUCAUUAAAACAAACACAGCUACUGCACUUGAUAAAUGUGUUUAGAAAGGCCUAAUUAAUAGCUAGUACAAAACGAUGUCAAUGGGUAUUUUUAUUUGUUUGUUUCUGGGUGGCAUAUAAAGUUAUCUGGGCAGCUUACGAUAAAGCACA